AUGAAUCAAGUAGAACGAUGCACGGGAGAUGGAGAGUCAGUCAGGGGUGUUAUAGCUGAGCUCAAGAAGCUCUCAGAUGGCGCCAAGAAGUUGGAUAACCCAAGUGUCACACAGGCUACUACAAGCGGACUGGACGCUAUGAUCACUCAUCUAUCCAAGAAACUUGCACCUCUACGGUCAGCGGAGGAAUUGGAACAAUCUCUAGCAGACACUUUGCGCGAGUUGGAUCGAACUCUCAAGGAACACAAGAAUUCGGUCACCCAGCGCAAAGAGUUAGAGGCUAAGCUAGCCGCCCAGCGCUCCGAGAUGGAGGCCAAGACGAGGACAAUAGAUGCGAUGAGGCAAGAAUCCGAGCGUGCGCGAAGAAUAGAAGCACAAAUGACCAAGAUGAAAGCAGAACAGGAAGCGUUAAAAAAGGAGCUUAAGAAGGCCCAAGAAGAUAGGGAAGAUGCUCGGGAGAGAAUACUAGUACUUAAGCGUAGGAACCAUAAUCUUGUGACGACAAACGAGAGCCUCAAACUUGACCUCAAUCUCUCACUUUCCGCUCGCCCUCCUUCACCUACUCGCCAACCUUCUGAGCCCACUCCAACGAAACGCUCUAGUCGGGGAUCCGUAAUAUCUAUUCGAAGUCAGUCCUCUCCUGAUACUAAAUUUGUGUCUCUGGUUAGUAGCGACGACGAGGUACGCAAGCCAACUGAGAGUUCUUCCGUUCAAUUCAUCUCCGAUGAUGAUGACGAACCAACUCUCAUGUUUCGAGAGAUCAAGCAGAAGAUCAGACCUGUGAAGCCCUUGCUAUUUCAACAAAUACCCCAUGCAUCUAGCUCCCGACCACCCAGGUCCGUGCGGAAACGCAAGCUCGCAGCGAGUGUACCGAAUACUCCCGCCAAUGGGGGCCUCGAGCUUAGGAACGGCAAACUCACCCGUCUGGUCGCGACAGGCCCCAAGCGGUCCAAAAAAGCAUAG
Molecule: messenger RNA, 963 nt
Organism: Rhizoctonia solani
Lineage: Eukaryota; Fungi; Basidiomycota; Agaricomycetes; Cantharellales; Ceratobasidiaceae
Product: cytoplasmic protein
Exons: 3
Coding region: 1-963 (320 amino acids)
Source: RefSeq, a predicted model, not a curated record